GCAUUAUUGACUUUUGGUCCUGCCGACUUUCCGUAACACGCAGUCAGUCCCACAUGUACAAACUGGUGCCAAAGUAAAAUCCCUCCCUUUGAAAGACUACAUUUUCCACCGGCGCGUAUCAAGUGCAACAUCAGUCAUGUCUGAACAAAUGUCCUCAGUUGAAGUGAAAGUGGCUCGACAAGUCGAGUACUACUUUGGGGAUCACAAUCUUCUCAGGGACAAGUUUCUGAAAGAACAACUUCAACUUGAUGAUGGCUGGGUCACAUUGGAGACAAUGCUCAAAUUUAACAGACUAAAAUCGCUCACCUCUGACGCCAACGUCAUCAUUUCCGCUCUCAAGAAAUCACCAAGUGGCCUUUUGGAAGUCAGCGAAGAUAAGACAAAAAUCAGGAGGUGUCCUGAAAAACCUUUACCUGAACUGAACGACGAGUACAAAGAUGCUAUCAAGCACAAAUCUGUCUACAUGAAAGGUUUUCCCUUGGGAACCUCCCUUGAUGAGAUCCAGGAGUGGUUGAAUGCCAAAGGCAACAUAGAAAACAUUCAAAUGAGGAGGGAUAUGGAGAGGCAGUUCAAGGGUUCGGUGUUUAUCUGUUUUGACACGGAAGAGUCAUCCAAGAAGUUCCUUGAACGUCCCGACAUCAAAUCAUUCAAAGACAAUGAGAUGCUUGUGUUAUCAAGGGAAGCCUAUCAUGCAAAGAAAGCAGAAGAGAGAAAACAACACAAAGCACAGACAAAAGCAAAAGUGAAACAGGAUAAAGAACAGCAACAGAAACACACGGAAGAGAAAACUAUGGAUCAGCUCUUGGAAGAGUACUCAGGUUCUUUGUUAAAUUUCUCUGGCGAGCUGCAAGAUGUUUCCAGAGAGGACUUUCAUGCCGUGUUCUCCGAGCAUAAACGAAUCAAGUGGGUCGAUUUUACAAGAGGGGCCAAAGAGGGCAACCUCCUCUUUGACGGAAAUGCAAAGGAAGCAUUUGAGAAGGCCAAAGAGGCGAAUGACGGCGAGCUUAAAGUGAAGAACAAUGUCAUUACUUGGAAGCUGCUUGAAGGGGAAGAGGAAAAGGAGGUCUUGAAGAAGAUCAUUAAAGCGCAACAAGAAUCACUCAGCCGGAAUAAAGACAGAGGCAGGGGAAAAUCCGGCGGUAGAGGAAGAGGAGGUCGCAAAGGGAGAGGGGGAAGAGAUCAAAACAGAACUCAAUACCAGGGCAAGAAGACGAAAUUUGAAAGUGAUGACGAGGAGGAGGCGGCCCCUGCAGCCCCAAAGAGAGAACUCGAGGAAGCCGAUGGUCCCGCGGCUAAGGUGGCCAAAACUGAAAACGGAUCCUAAUGAGGCCACGCGCUGAUCAUUUCUUUUGGACAAAACAUUUAUUAUAUACAGAGGCAAACAAGUCCAUUCCAGUCAAAAGCAUCAAGCUUUGGAGAAGCGAAGGAAGUCCACCUGAAUGUCAACCUGGAGAGCAAACCUUGGUGUCAGUAAUCUGCUUUGGAAGUCCUUUAUUGUUUCUCUUCAGACGAUUUGAUUUUUAUUAUGUAUAAACUUCUGCUCUCUGAGACUCGGACUGUAAUUUAAUUUCAACUGAACAUUUUAGUUGGUUUUCUAAGACUCCUCGUGUGACAAAAAACUUCCCUUCAUUAGUAAAAAAAAAAAAAGCUUUGCUAUUUUUACGUUUUCAUUGUGAAUCGCAAAUAAACCAUGCUUAACAAUUGAA
Molecule: messenger RNA, 1706 nt
Organism: Syngnathus acus (greater pipefish)
Lineage: Eukaryota; Metazoa; Chordata; Actinopteri; Syngnathiformes; Syngnathidae
Gene: ssb
Product: small RNA binding exonuclease protection factor La
Exons: 12
Coding region: 137-1324 (395 amino acids)
Biological process (GO): RNA processing; positive regulation of translation
Cellular component (GO): nucleus; ribonucleoprotein complex; cytosol
Molecular function (GO): RNA binding
Source: RefSeq, a predicted model, not a curated record